ACCCCAACGACUGGCUGUACAAUUCUUGUUCCUCAACUCUGCCAACAACUUCGAGCAGCGCUCGCAUCACCCGGAGAGGCUUCACUGCCGCAUAUCUCCACCACCGCGACGGUUCGGCCUUCUGUCAUCUCGCCUCCAACACGAGCAUCCCAAGCCGCUUGGCCAUGGCCUCCUCCAAAGUAUGAUGACCCAUCGUCGUGAGGAAUCGCCUUGUGCACCUGCUUGUUCCGCUCCCGCGAGAGACAGUCAUGCUGAUCACUCUUCGUCUCCCCUCGUUCAGGAAAUGCAGCCCUCGGCUCGGCCAUUGACGCACCAGCGCCCCUCGCCGUCGAGCUCGUCCCCCUCCGGCUUGCCUGGCCGCCAAGCCCACGCCCGAACCAACUCGCAUUCACACUCGCUCCUCACCGGCGCCCUCAAUGCCAACCAUCGGGUGACCCGCCGCAAGUCCGUCACCACCAAUAACGGUCCCAAUUUUGCCGCUCUCACGGCCGCCGUCGCCAAUGGAGAGCAGACGGCUGCCAUGCCCAUUGCCAACGCCACUCGGCGCAACACGGGGUCCAAGGCGAGGGUCGGCAGCCUGCCCUCGCCUCCCGCGAGCCUGCCGCUCCACAAGACGGUCCCGGAGAUCGUCAAGGACAGCAGCGCCAUCGACGACGAGACUCACGACGGGUCCGCGGACGAAGCGGCGACCAAGUUCCAAAAGGCGCGCAUCAGGCGCGCUAGCGACGGCCAGCCGCUCGCCAAGGAGUCCAAGAAGAGCAACCGCGUCGAAGUCCGAUGCGAAAAGUGUGGCAAGGGCUACAAGCAUAGCAGCUGCUUGACCAAGCAUCUAUGGGAGCAUACGCCCGAGUGGUCCUACACCUCCAAGCUGCUCAUCUCGAAGCACCAGCAGGUCCAGCUCCUCGAAGCUGCCUCGGUGCUCGUGGCAAUGAAUGGCAAGGAGAGCACGACCACGCCACCAGACUCGGCCAAGGACUCGGCCAGUGAGCCCGACUCUGCGUCCCCUGCGGCCUCGGGCUACUCGGAGCAGCCCGAGCGCCAGAGUUCGGCCGACACCACCCCGCCCCCGACGAUUGACGGCAUCAAUUUUGCCUCGCCGUAUCGUGACACGUCGGAGUUUGCGCGGAGCUACCAGUCAAGCUCGCUCAAGCCACCCUUCAUGUUAGGGAGCAUCCCCAAUGGACCGGGGUUUGGCCACUCGCGCCAGCCCAGUCAUGAACGUCGCCCCCCGUCCUCGGGCGCCAACAGGACGGGUCAAGAGGAUCGCGACCUGGCGGCUGCAGUAGAACUGCUCAGCUGCAGCUUCGGGAGCAACAACGGUUCUCACGGCACGGUGACGCUGCCGGCCGACGCACCCCCAGUGCCUCCGGUGCCGGCGCAGUACCUGGACCAGGCGUCGUCGCUGGCGAGCGCCAGCUUCAUCAACAGCUUUCCGCGACGCCAGCCGGAGAGCUUCACGCGGGGCGAGCUGCGACGCGGCAGCGAGGACGUGAAGAUGGAGGACAGCGGCGACGACGACGACUUCGACAUGCGGUCGCGGGCCCGGAGCGACGAGGAUGACGACGGCGUCUUUGGCCGCAUGGAGGAAUGAUUGCAACGACUGCAUGAGAGAGCGAGCAUCUCUGGGAGUCGGGACAUGCCGUGAUGGGCGGAGUUGGGAUAUUAUGAUUUUUGGAUAUCAUGCCCGGGAGGAAACCCGCGCGGUCGUUGCUCGUGUGACGGCAUAGUCUCUGUAUGAGGUGGUUCUGCUCCGCCGCCAACCCUCAGCACCGAAGAGUGGGGGGCCUCGUCCUGCAGCGGGUCAUUGUGGACUGCGCGUCGCGGGCGUGAUUGCACCUCCACGAGGUUAAAGUGAGGGUUUGGAGAGGCGUCGAGCGAACACCCGAAUAAAUACCAAUUGAAUCGAAUAUUAAUUAGUCGAAGG
Messenger RNA from Purpureocillium takamizusanense, 1924 nucleotides. RefSeq lists its product as uncharacterized. Lineage: Eukaryota; Fungi; Ascomycota; Sordariomycetes; Hypocreales; Ophiocordycipitaceae. The record is from RefSeq and is a predicted model, not a curated record. The transcript is spliced from 2 exons. Bases 182 to 1591 code for a protein of 469 amino acids.